ACUUGAAUCCUUCAUAUAUAUAUAUAUCAUCAUCAUCAUUGUAGUGCCAAUAAGUAAAAGGCAUUACCGAAGGGAAGAGUGGGAGAUGGGUAUAUCACACUUCGAAGAUAAAAGAAAAUGCAUGUCACCGGUCGGAUUACCUCCUGGCUUCAGGUUCCAUCCGAUCGACGAAGAGCUCGUCAAUUAUUACCUCAAGAGGAAGAUCAAUGGCCAAGAAAUCGAACUCGACAUUAUUCCCGAAGUCGAUCUCUACAAAUAUGAACCUUGCUAUCAGAGAACCGGUGUGGUAUUUUUAUGGGCCAUGGAACCGGAAGUAUCCGAACGGAUUCAAGACGAACAGGGCGACAAGAGCAGGGUAUUGGAAGUCGACGGGGAAGGACAAGAGAGUUACGAUCCAGCAUCGAGCCAUAGGAAUGAGGAAAACGUUGGUUUACUGCAGAGGGCAGGCGCCACAGGGGAUUCGGACUGAUUGGGUAAUGCACGAAUAUCGCCUCUACCGCAAGGAGUGUGAGGACACAUCAGGAAUUCAGGUAGUUUGCGCACUACCAUGAAAUCAUUAAUUCUUCUUUCCUUUACUAAUAAAAUUGAUAGCUGAUG
Molecule: messenger RNA, 597 nt
Organism: Rubroshorea leprosula
Lineage: Eukaryota; Viridiplantae; Streptophyta; Magnoliopsida; Malvales; Dipterocarpaceae
Source: the annotation of a GenBank genome assembly